AUGGCUCUUCUGGUGUCCUUUGCAUCCCCUACAGGCCUGGCGCCUUUUGAGGAUGAUUCCCAGUUCCUGGUCCUGUGGAAGGACAUUAACCCAGCGGCCGUCCCAGGAGAGGAGUCGUCCUGCUGCGUCUGCCACUCGGAGGCGGUGAGUCCGGACAACCGCCUGGUCCGGUGCGAGAAGUGCAGCCAUGCCUACCACCAGGCGUGCCACCUCCCCAGGGUGGUCACCGACACCGCGUGGAUGUGCCGCCAGUGCGUCUUUGCUGUGGCCACCAAGCGAGGGGGGGCCCUCAAGAAAGGCCCCUAUGCCAAAGACACGCUGGGGAUGAAGCUGGUGCUGCCCUACCAGCUGAAAGGGCUCGAAUGGGACGCUGAGCAUCUGACCAACCGGCAGCAAUGCUACUGCUACUGCGGGGGGCCCGGAGAGUGGAAUCUGAAGAUGCUGCAGUGCCGGCUGUGUGCCCAGUGGUUCCAUGAAGCUUGCACGCAGUGCCUGAGCAAGCCCCUGCUCUAUGGGGACAGGUUCUACAUCUUCGAGUGCUGCGUCUGCCGGGGAGGCCCCGAGAGCGUCCGGCGUCUCCCCCUGAGAUGGGUGGACGUGGCCCACCUCAUCCUCUACCACCUGAGCAUUUGUUGCAAGAAGAAAUACUUUGACUUUGAGCGGGAGAUCCUGCCUUUUGCCAGUGAGAACUGGGACAGUCUGCUCCUCGGAGAGCUCUCUGACACACCGAAAGGGGAACGUUACAGCCAGCUGCUCAACGCCCUGACCGGCCACAAGGACAGGUUCAUCUCGGGCAAGGAAAUCAAGAAGCGCAAAGGUUUGUUUGGCCUCCACCUGCGCCUCCCGCCCCCUGCCCCCCAGAUCGUGGACGGCUCCGAAGACCGCAGAGAGCCCCUCAUCUCCCAAAGCCGCUUCCUUUCAGGGCAGGGCAGGCGUGGGAAGCGGCCGGGCGAGCGGAGGAAGGCUCGGCGCAAGCAGCAGUGGCACCACCACCGGCGCCAGCGGCAGCCACCGGCCCCGAGCCCCACCCUGGAGCAGCGCAGCGCCCGAGAGAGGGAGAGGCUGGAGAAGGCCCUCACUCAGGAGGUGGUGCAGAACCCGGUCAGCGCUAGCCAGAGCUACGGCGGCUACAGCGGCACUUCCAGCGUUUACAACUUCCGCCGCACCGACGCCCGUUGCCAGGACAGCGCCCCGAUCCGGAUGUUCGCCUCCUUCCAUCCUUCAGCCAACACUGCAGGGACCUUGAGCACAAGCAGCAGUGGAGGAACCUCCCUCGAGUCCGGCGAUGCAGCCACCGCCACCGCCGAACAUGAGCCCCCCGAGAGGCGAGACCUGUUUUUUAACAUGAGUUACAUUUUAAGGAACUUUACACAAAGAUGCAUAUACAGGUACUGUACAUAUAAAAUAGUUAUGUACUGUACCUGUGGCAUGAUGGGGCAGAAGGUGUCCACAGCCCAGCUGACCACGGCCAUGGCCGCCACCACCACCGCCCUUCCCACUCCAUCAGCCCUCUGCGCCCCCUCCAGCAGCAGCUACUUCGGCGCCAUGGGGCGGCUGGCGCGGGGAGAGGCCGUGCGGAUCCUGGCUCGCCGCGUCACCACCGACGGCACCGUCCAGUACUUGGUGGAAUGGGACGGAGGGGGCAUUUUCUAGCCCACUGGGGCUGCACGUGGCCAUGCACUGUCGUUUCCACCCCCCCGCUCAAAAAAAGUGGACUCGCGGACUUGCUUUGCACAGCGACAGGAAGGGGUUUGGAGGAAGGACAGAAGAGGUGCCUUCUCUGAAGGGGCAGCCCCACCCAGGGGACCGAGAUGGACGUUCCUCCAUGGGGCAGAGCUUAGGGGUCGCGGCUGCUCUGUCCCCCCCCUCCCCAUGUGAUGGAUGUGGACUUUUGUAGUUUCUCGGGAGUGGGGGGGGAAGAAAAAGACACCAGCAUCUCUCCGCUCAUGGCUGUUGCUGCUUCUCUCCCAUUUUUGAUGUCCGGCGUGUCCUCCUUCUUGCACAAAAGUUUUACUUCUGCUUAUUUUUUUACUGUCUGUAGGUAAAAGGUUUUAUUUAAGGAGGCCGGUGAGAAAGGAUUCAAUGGGGGAGGGGGGGAAGCAUUGCUCCUUCUACCCUCCCCAGGGUAAAGAAAAGUGGAAGGGAGGGGGGUUGUCUGCCCUCCUCCUUACUCUGAUGCCCCCCUGCGCCACUGCUUCUGUGCCCCACGGCUGCUGCUGCUGCUCUUAAAGCGAACUAUGUACAAAGCCCCCCCCGACCCCACCCAUUCUGAGUAAUAAAACCGCUUCCAGUAGA
Molecule: messenger RNA, 2295 nt
Organism: Pogona vitticeps (central bearded dragon)
Lineage: Eukaryota; Metazoa; Chordata; Lepidosauria; Squamata; Agamidae
Source: RefSeq, a predicted model, not a curated record